CCCCGCGGCGCCCCACUGGCAGACUCGGCAGCGGCGGCGGCCAGGGUGGACGGGGGUUCCGUGCGCAGGCGCGGAGUCCGGACCUCGCUGCAGCCCCGGUCGCCUCAGGGCGUCGCACCCACGAACUCUGCCUGCCGUCCCGCCAGUGUGUCCGACUGUGCCAGGCUCCGUCCCCCGCCCCGGCCCCGGCCCCAGCCAUCCCGAUGGCUGAACUGCGGCCUAGUGGCGCCCCCGGCCCCGCUGCGCCCCCGGCCCCGGCCCCUGGCCCCGCCGCGCCCCCGGCCUUCGCUUCACUCUUUCCCCCGGGGCUGCACGCGAUCUAUGGCGAGUGCCGCCGCCUCUACCCGGAGCAGCCCAACCCGCUGCAGGUCACCGCCAUCGUAAAGUACUGGUUGGGUGGACCAGAUCCCUUGGACUAUGUGAGCAUGUACAGGAACUUGGGAAGUCCAGGUGCGAAUGUUCCUGAACACUGGCACUACGUUAGCUUUGGACUGAGCGAUUUAUAUGGUGACAACAGAGUCCAUGAAUUUACAGGAACAGAUGGACCCAGUGGUUUUGGCUUCGAGUUGACAUUUCGACUAAAGAGAGAAACAGGAGAAUCAGCUCCACCCACAUGGCCAGCAGAGUUAAUGCAGGGCUUGGCCAGAUAUGUGUUCCAGUCAGAAAACACCUUCUGCAGCGGUGACCAUGUAUCCUGGCAUAGCCCUUUGGAUAAUAGCGAGUCAAGAAUCCAGCACAUGCUCCUGACGGAAGACCCACAGAUGCAACCUGUGCAAACUCCCUUUGGGUUGGUUAUCUUCCUCCAGAUUGUUGGUGUUUGCACAGAAGAGCUACAUGCAGCCCAACAGUGGAAUGGGCAGGGGAUUCUUGAGCUACUUCGAACAGUCCCUGUAGCUGGUGGCCCUUGGUUAAUAACUGAUAUGCGGAGAGGCGAGACCAUAUUUGAGAUUGAUCCACAUCUGCAACAGGAGAGAGUUGAUAAAGGGAUUGAGACAGAUGGCUCCAAUCUGAGUGGAGUGAGUGCCAAGUGUGCCUGGGAUGAUCUGAGCCGACCCCCUGAGGACGAUGAUGACAGCAGGAGUAUUUGUAUUGGGAUGCAGCCUCGGAGACUUUCUGGAAAAGAUACAGAGCAAAUCAGAGAGACUCUGAGGAGGGGCUUAGAGAUCAACAGUAAACCUGUUCUCCCUCCAAUCAACACCCAGCGACAGAAUGGCCUGAAUCAUGACCGAGCACCGAGUCGCAAGGACAGUUUAGAAAGCGAGAGCUCAGCAGCUAUUAUUCCCCAUGAGCUAAUUCGCACACGGCAGCUUGAGAGUGUACAUCUGAAAUUCAACCAGGAGUCUGGAGCACUAAUUCCACUUUGUCUGAGGGGCAGACUGUUACAUGGACGGCACUUUACAUAUAAGAGUAUUACAGGGGAUACAGCCAUCACAUUUGUAUCAACGGGUGUGGAAGGCGCGUUUGCCACUGAAGAGCAUCCAUAUGCAGCCCAUGGACCCUGGUUACAAAUUCUGUUGACUGAAGAAUUUGUAGAAAAAAUGCUGGAAGACUUAGAAGAUUUGACUUCUCCAGAGGAAUUCAAACUUCCCAAAGAGUACAACUGGCCAGAAAAGAAACUGAAAGUCUCCAUUUUACCAGACGUUGUGUUUGACAGCCCACUGCACUAGCCCUGAUUCGGCCCCUUCCUUCAGACGACCACGAGAGCCCGGCCUAGCUCCCAAGUGACUCAACAGUGUAAUGAUUGCAGUAAAAACGAUUCCUGCAAAUAAAAGGAAAAGAGAGAGGAUUACUGCACAGCUACUGCAGCCCACAAUGGGGUGCGUAAACAGGGCCUGACUGACCCUGGCCCCGGCUCCCUUCCACCUCACCUCUUAUCUGGGGGCCAGGCCACUCCAGGCCCAUUAUGAGUGAAUGAGACCUUGUUCCAGCCCAGCUCAGGUCCCACCAGACCAAACAAGUGGGUAAUGACUUCUUCAUUCCACUUCUGGUUCUGGUUUGGGGAUGUGGCUCUAGGACCCCUGACUUUCCCACAAGCUGUCUGACCUCACUCCUCUAUGCUUGCCCACUUCUGCAGGUCUGGGGAAGAGCCCUAGACCCACAGAUUAAAUGCGCUGGCUCCUCCUGACUCUGGAAACCUUUUGUUAGUCAAAUUCCUCCUGGCUACAGAACAAUUCCUCCGAGUAUGUUUGGGUUUUUGUUUUUGUUUUGUUUUUGUAUUUUAUUUUUUAGAAACCAUAUGGUAUUUAAUUGUUCCACAAAGGUGUCUAGAAGAUGUCGUGAAUAUUGGUUUUGGUUUUGUUUUAAAUGGAACUGGUUUUCAAGUUGAACUUUCUCCUCUUGGAAAAGGGCAGGGAAUACCUAGCCUUUCCCCCUUCCAUAUCCCCCAACCCAGCCAUGUCACUAGAAGGUGCUUAGUGUUUGUUUGCCUGCCAAUGAAUAGCUAUCGUAGGGCCUUUUGGACAGGACUUUUCUUCACCAGCUCAUAAGCCAUUUUGAUCCACUGGGUGGGUGUUCAGAAGCAGGAGGCAUCUAGGUAGAACAGGGGUGAAGCUGUGUCUCAGGAGACAGAGACCCCCUAACUCGAGAGUAGGCCCUGGCCCAGCCCUAACUAGGAAAGGCUGUGUUCUCUGCCAGGUGGGUUGGGCUCUAGAAGCCUCAGGGAGCCCCUUGGCCUGAAACUGGCGCCUGUGAGGCGUGAGGACUGCAGCCAGCACUGCCCAGACUCUUGGAAACUUGGAGAAGAUAUCAGCCUCGCCUUCUCAGUGGGCUUCUCACUCCUAACUGGGGCCGGCCUAGGAGAGGGAGAGUCUCAGCCCCUGAAGGCACCUCCCCCACCUCCAGCUAGCUCAGGGUUUGUGUGACCUCUUACAUCCCCAUUCUCUCUCCUCCCUGCUUUCUGAUCUCAUCUUCCCUCAGGCUCCAACAGCUCCAGGCUCUAGGAAUUUUUACUUUAUUAAAAGCUGAAAAAUAAAACUUCCAACAUCUGUCUCGUUAUCAUUUGUAACAGCACAUUCCACCUCUUCUCCCGAUAUUCCUUUAUUUGUUCUUUAUUCCUACCCAUCUCUACCCCCUCUACCUCUGUCUUCUAUACUUCUUUCUUUUGCCCCUUCAUCUCCGGUUUUUCUCUCUACCUCUCUGGCUUCUUUCUUCCACUAUAUUUCUGACUUCUUUCCCAUUAACAUCCUCUGGUCUUACUCUGUAUCUUUAGUAUUCCCCCCCCUAUUUCUGUUCCUCUUCCCCCUAAAUCGCUGGCUUCUCCCCCUUCAUUUCUGGCCUUUUUCCCACUCACAUAGUUUUGGUUUCUCAUAUAUCCCUGGCCUCUAUCUCCUUAUGUCUCUGGCUUCUUUCCCCCCAUUUUUCUAGUCCUUCUCUCCCUUUAUCUCUGACUAAUCAUCACAAGUCCUCUCUCUCUUAUCAUUCUCCAAAGACCUGACCUAUCAUCCUCUCAUGAUUCCUGCAUCAGGAUACCCCACUGCCAUCAACAAGGAUACCAACUCAAUUCUGGCCUUCAAAGGCCCCCUUUAAGUUUCCUCCCCUAUCUCCAGCCCAGUUCUGAAUGAAAUUGUUUUAACCAUGGAAUUAAGGGACAAUUUCUGGCACCAUCCAAUCAAUAUACACCUCCAUAAACAUGAGAAACACACCAUGGGAUAUAACAUCAAUCAUGUCUUACAGAAAGCUGGCACAAGAGGUGACAACCCCUCUGAUGCCCAGUUAGGCAAAGAAUUGCCUUGAGCGCUUCUCUAGGAAAUGGAAGAGAUAAAAUUGGUGCCAAAGAACAGAGGAAAAAGCUGACAUUAAAUAGCCUGCAAGAUCCUAACCCUUUCUUAAUGGUUCCCAACAUGAUUAUGGUAUAGUCUUAAGCUUAAGCAUGUUCUUGUGGACUGUUAAUGAGUUUUAGGUAUGAAGACAAACCAGCCCUUCUCUGGGGUUAUUUCCCAGACAUAUUCUUCCACCCCGGCCUAGGAGUUCUUUAGCAUGAGGUCCAACUUUCAUUCAUGAAAAAUGUGUGUAUUGCACUUUCUAACCCCCAUUUUUCAAGGUUCCAUCAUCAUCCCAUGUACCCCUUCUCCGCUGGUUGUUGGUGAUUGCCUUCUUAAUGUCUCCAACUCCAGCAGUGUUCUUUGGUCUUCUCAGGAGGAUUUUUGCAAGAAAAAAAAAAUGUUGAUAGCCUUAGCCCUGAGUAGCUUCUGACUCAUCCUCUGAUUCCUCUGCUGCCACCAUUAGCUAUCCCUUUUCAAUUCUUUUACUUCUCUGCCUCAUAGAAGGGGAAGAAAGGUGCUUCCAACCUGAUGGGUCACGCCUCUCUAAGCCCUAGACAGAGAUCCCAAUGCCCCCUUUUCUCCAGGGUCCUUUCCACCUGCCCCUAGUUUCAGUUUGGUUAGGUGUCUAAACCAAAGUCUCCAUUGGUGCCAAAAGCACCAGGUUAUACUGCAUGAGGAAGUUUGGGAUUAAUGGAUAUCAGUAUCAGGGAUCUGUGUGAAUCAGGAGAACAAUGUAAAGAAUAACCUAGCUCAGGGAAGGUGGCAUGGAAGAAUACACAUUGCCCAGAAAGCUCAAUCUGGUGGACCAGUGGACAUAGACACAUCUUGCCCUUCCUAUCAGAACUGCCCCUCUUGGGCCCAGGACUUCAUGUGCCUUUUGCAAAGUACUUUUCAUACAUGGAUAUACAUGUGCAUGUUGCCUUUGUGUUGGUUCUAGUCUCUCUCUUGAUGGAAGUUAGGAGGGAAUUACAAUUUAGGUGAUCUCUGUGAUUUUCCUGUUCAGGAUUCUCAGGAAGAGUGGGACAGGGAUCAUUGAUGUAGCUCUUUGUUGACCCAGCUUUCCCUUCAACUUUGAAGGCUCAUCCUCCAGGCAGAAACUCUCAGGAACUUGUAUCCUGAACUGGGUAAUGUUGCUCUUCCUUUUCCUACUUUGAACUCUCUUAGCUCCAAGGAAGGGUCCCUCCCAUUGGGGCUGAUUCUUCAGUUGUCCCAUUAGGACUAUUUUUUCUUAUCCUCUCUUCAUGUCUCAGAUUUUAUGGUAGCCUCUUUCUUUCAGGAGAAGGGAGAGCUCCCCAGGAUCUACAACCCUGAUGGCUCUCUAGUCAGAUGACAAUAAAAUCUUACAGGAUACAGAGGCUUUCAAAAUCUUGGGCAACACACGUCACUGUCACUUAUCACUGAUGGGCACCUACCCCUUAGAGGCUAAAGAAUCCUCACAUCCACCUCUCUGGGUCAGAGCAUAGAAAUCCAACCACGAUCAUAUUACAUCAAAGAACACUCCAAUCUUGCCUUGUCUCUCUUUCCAAAGGGGUGACCCAAGGAACGAGAUGAGAGGAGUGGGGAGAGGUCUCAGGGAUCUGAAAAGGCUAGAGCACUUUUUGAAAAGAGACAGACCUAAGACUGUGGUUGACCUGAAUUUUGAAGUUUGAUGGAGAGCUGAACUCUUGACACUCUACUGUGAGGGAGUCCCCCUUUCUCUGCUUUUUUAACUAGGCUCUUUUUCUUCUCUGGCUGAGAGGACCUUGUGCCCAAAGGGAAGUGCUAAGUCCUGCCUUGGGUCAGGACACUUUGGAACUCAACUUCUCAUUUUGUUACAAAAACCUGAAAGCUGCUUUGAGCAGAGUUUUUUUUUUAAUCUUUUGUAUUAGUUUCUAUUGUCAGUGGUGACUUGGUUCCUGGGCACUGUGGCAGGCCAGGACUUUUGUAAGACUUUUUUCGGUGACUCACUGAAACCGUUUCCUUCCCACCCCCUCUCCCUCAGUGUAAUCUAAGUGCAUUAAACAUGUUUGCAGAA
This is a messenger RNA of Monodelphis domestica (gray short-tailed opossum), 5775 nucleotides long. RefSeq names its product SUFU negative regulator of hedgehog signaling (gene SUFU). NCBI's taxonomy places the organism in Eukaryota, Metazoa, Chordata, Mammalia, Didelphimorphia, Didelphidae. The record is from RefSeq and is a predicted model, not a curated record. Gene Ontology annotation, molecular function: transcription factor binding. Gene Ontology annotation, cellular component: cytoplasm; nucleus.